ACUGCCGAUUGGCGGGCGCGCGGGGCCGGGCGGAGCGGACGCUGUGGCGGAGGCCGUGGCGGGGGUCGGCGGGAAGGGAGGCUCUGCGCUGCCGGAGCGGCCCUGGGCUCGCUCGGCCUGCAGAGGGGGAGUGGAGCGCAGGGCGCCGGCGCGGGAGGCGGAGGGGUGAAGUCAGGGCUGAGUGGGCGGAAGUGCGCUGGGGCUGAAGUCAGGCCCGGAAGCGGGCCCGAGGGGAACUGGAGCUGCCGCGCUCCCUCCUCCCUCCCUCGCUCGCUCCCUCCCUCCGGGGCGUUGGGGCGCUCGCACACUUGGGCACACUUGGGCACCGUACGACACGUUUUCCAAAUGUCAGGCUGUUGACUUGUCCAAUUCUAGGGCGUAGUCACCCUACAUCCUGCCGCUGCCCUACCUCGUAUCCUGCUCGGUCAGGUUCACGUGAGACAUGGCACAGGACCAAGGACACGUACAGCUACCCAGAGCUGAUGCUAUUCGUUCUCGGCUGGUCGACACUUUCUCCCUCAUAGAGCAUUUGCAAGGCUUGAGCCAAGCCGUGCCGAGGCACACUGUCCGGGAGAUACUUGAUCCUUCUCGCCAGAAGAAACUCAUGUCAGGAGACCAGCACCAGCUUGUGCGCUUCUCCAUAAAGCCCCGGCACAUGGGGUACAUCACACACUCCCAGCGAAUGCUCAGCAGGCUCCGUGUGAGGUGCAGCCAGAGGCCACCUCUGUCCCUGUGGGCUGGAUGGGUUCUUGAGAGUCCCAUCUUCUCAAAAUUCAUCAUCUCCCUCAUCUUUCUGAAUACAAUUGUACUGAUGGUCGAAAUAGAAUUGAUGGAAUCCACAAAUACUAAACUGUGGCCAUUGAAGCUGGCUUUGGAGGUUGCAGAUUGGUUUAUUUUACUUAGCUUCAUUGUAGAGAUCUUUCUAAUGUGGAUGUCCAGCUUUACUCUCUUCUGGAAUAAUGCCUGGAAUGUCUUUGACUUUGCUGUUACCAUGUUGUCUCUGCUUCCUGAGUUUGUGGUGCUGAUGGGAGUCUCAAGGACGUCUGUGUGGCUUCAGCUGCUGAGGAUCUCCCGGGUGCUGAGGUCUCUCAAACUGUUUGCACGAUUCCCUCAAAUUAAAGUUAUUAUAUUGGCUCUGGCCAGGGCCCUGAAGAGCAUGACGUUCCUCCUGAUGCUGCUGCUUAUCUUCUUCUACAUCUUUGCUGUAACUGGUGUCUACUUCUUCCAAGACUAUUCCCGUUCAACUAUCGAGGACCUUGAGUACAACAUGUUCUUCUCGGACCUGCCAAAUUCCCUGGUGACAGUGUUCAUCCUCUUCACCUUGGACCAUUGGUAUGCAGUACUUCAGGACGUCUGGAAGGUGCCGGAAGCCAGCCGUGUAUUUAGCAGCAUCUAUGUGGUCCUUUGGUUGUUGGUUGGCUCCAUUAUCUUUCGAAAUAUCAUAGUAGCCAUGAUGGUUACUAACUUUCAGAAUAUUAGAAACGAGCUGAGUGAGGAGAUGACCCACCUGGAGGUUCAGUAUAAAGCUGACAUAUUCAAGCGACAGAUUAUCCAGAGGAGACAAAACUGUCCCCUGAAUCAAAGCAAUAAAAUUUAUUUCUUUAUGUACAGAGAACCGAGUCAAGGAAAGCACUCUGAAGACUUACUAGAGCCAUCUAAAGGGUCUGGAGCCAGUGAUGCUGAAAACACUGAUGAUGAGAAAAAUGAUACCGAGAGAAGUGAUACGGAUAAAAGUGAUGCUGAGAGAAGUGAUGCUGAGGAGAGAAGUGAUGCUGAGGAGAGAAGUGAUGCUGAGGAAAGUGAUGCUGAGAAAAAAGAUGCUGAAGCUAAGAAAGGACAAAAAGAAUCGUCAAAAUCGAAAGUCUACCCAGCCCCCGCUUCCAACUCUUUAUCCUCCUACGGUUCCUCUGUAGCCGAUUUUGAUUUUAUUGAUAAUUUGGACUGGGAGACUCUUGUGCAUGAGAACCUGCCUGGGUUAAUGGAUAUGGAUCAGGACGACCGUGUUGUGUGGCCCAGAGAUUCACUUUUCCGGUAUUUUGAGUUACUGGAAAAGCUUCAGUAUAACUUGGAGGAGCGCAAGAAGUUGCAAGAAUUUGCAGUCCAGGCCCUGAUGAGUUUUGAAGACAAGUAGAGGUCCAAUGGAUGGCAGGCGUGUCUUUGGACUCAGCAAAAGCUAAUGAAGGGAAUAAUUGGAAAUAGAGAAUUCAAAAUAUAAAUAUCUAAUAAAUACUGCUAAUGAA
Peromyscus leucopus (white-footed mouse) is the source of this 2240-nucleotide messenger RNA. It is a transcript of the gene Catsper2, whose product is annotated as cation channel sperm associated 2. The transcript is spliced from 13 exons. Gene Ontology annotation, biological process: sperm capacitation; monoatomic ion transport; transmembrane transport. Gene Ontology annotation, molecular function: calcium-activated cation channel activity. Gene Ontology annotation, cellular component: CatSper complex; membrane. Bases 443 to 2131 code for a protein of 562 amino acids. Lineage: Eukaryota; Metazoa; Chordata; Mammalia; Rodentia; Cricetidae. The record is from RefSeq and is a predicted model, not a curated record.